AGGCACCCGCAACAACCUCCAGGUAUGCAACCAGUCUCCAAUAACGCACAGAAGCCUCCAAGUCCGGCUCGGAUGGCUGUUUUUAGCAUGACGAGGAUGCCUGGGGAUGGAUCACCCAAAGCUAAAGCGUCCUCGGCGGAGAGACGACAUAUCUAUUCUUCAUUUUGAUUAUGACUGCUUCUAUGCCCAGGUCAUUGAGAAUCAGCAGCCGUCCCUAAAAGCACUGCCACUUGGCAUCAAACAAAAGGGCAUCCUUGCCACUUGCAAUUACGAAGCUCGGCGUCGAGGCGUCAAGAAGCUGAUGCACAUCUAUGAGGCUACCAAGCUAUGCCCCGAACUUGUUUUGGCAGAUGGUGAGGACCUGUCCCCCUUCAGGGAUGUCUCUAAGAAGCUGUACAACCUGCUGCAACCCUACUCUUGGAACAAGAAGAUCGAGCGCCUGGGCCUGGAUGAGGUAUUCUUAGAUGUCAGCGACAUUGUCGCGUACAAUGUCGAGCUUCUCAACUUCAAUGCCCUCCAGCAGUCCUUCUUCUGUCUGUCCAAGGAAGACCCCGAGCAUGGCUUCCGUUACGAUGCCAGCGGAGUUUCUGGGUGUAUGAGCGGCGAACCUCCGAGUCGGGAUGACCCGAGCUUCGCGCAGUAUUUGCGUGUCUUAGUAGCGUCCCAUCUCGCUCGAUACCUCCGUCUCAAAAUUGAGGAGCAGGGAUAUACAUCGGCCUGUGGUAUCGCGUCGAAUAAACUCCUGAGCAAGCUAGUCGGCAACCAGAAUAAGCCCAGGAACCAGACCGCUCUCCUGGCCUUCCAGGAAGAUGAGGUGCUGUCUUUCAUGGACAAGCAUAAUCUUAGAAAGGUCCCAGGAAUAGGGGCCAGGACCUCACGUCUCCUGGAAGGUCAUGUGCUCUCCAAGGAGAUAGAUCCAAAUAUUUACACGAUGGAAUGUUCCGUCUCUGCCGGGCAAGUCCGGACACAUCCGGGGAUGUCUGCCCCGGCACUAGAAAGGCUACUUGGCGGGCCUGGAUCUGAAAAGGGCAUCGGCGAGAAGGUUUGGGGGCUCCUUCACGGCGUCGACAACGCCGAGGUCAAAACCGGCAGCGGCAUACCCACCCAGAUCAGCAUCGAGGACACAUACAAGGGGCUGAACGAGCUAUCCGAGAUCAACCGCGAGCUACGCCUGCUCUCGGCGUCCCUGCUGAGGAGGAUGCACGUCGACCUCGUGGAGAACGACCCCGGCGGCGGCGGCGGCGCAGAUAGCCCGGGGCGGAGGUGGGUCGCCCACCCCAAGACGAUCCGCCUCACCACGCGGCCCAAGACGUCGCCGAGCGACGCCAAGCCGUACAACUGGGCGCGCACGAGCCGGAGCCAGCCCAUGCCCAGCUUCGUCUUCGGGCCCCCGGCCGCAAGCGAGGACGUCGUCGAGAGGCUGGCGUCGGACGUGCUGCUGCCCAUGUUCCACAAGCUCAACCCUGCGCAGCGCGGGUGGAAUGUCGGGCUGAUCAACGUGUGCGCCGCCAACAUGGUGGUGACGGGGAACGACGGCGGCCUAGGCAGCGGUCGCGACAUCUCGGCCAUGUUCAGGAGGCAGGAGGACGUGCUUCGUGAGUGGACGGCCUACAGCGACGAUCCGCCCCCGGACCGGGGCCGGGAUCAGGGCUCACUCAGCUACGAUGGAGAGAUCAUGGCAUCUCACAACCAGGGCCCAUCACGAGACUCUGCCGGUGAUGUUGAUGGAGGGGAUGGCAUGGAUGAGGAGGAUUCAGAGACCAAGACAUGGGAGGAGGAUAGUUGGCAUGGCAUGGAGGAGCAUUGCUCUCAAUGCGAUCGAUUGAUACCUGUUUUCGCACUCAUAGCCCACCAGAGAUACCAUGACACAGAAUGCAAUUGAUCCCAAAAUCGAUAUCCGU
This is a messenger RNA of Phialemonium atrogriseum, 1901 nucleotides long. RefSeq lists its product as uncharacterized. The transcript has 2 exons. Gene Ontology annotation, molecular function: DNA-directed DNA polymerase activity; damaged DNA binding. NCBI's taxonomy places the organism in Eukaryota, Fungi, Ascomycota, Sordariomycetes, Cephalothecales, Cephalothecaceae. The record is from RefSeq and is a predicted model, not a curated record. The coding region runs from base 107 to 1882 and encodes 591 amino acids. Gene Ontology annotation, biological process: translesion synthesis.